Messenger RNA from Fonsecaea nubica, 1323 nucleotides. RefSeq lists its product as hypothetical. The record is from RefSeq and is a predicted model, not a curated record. The transcript has a single exon. The coding region runs from base 1 to 1323 and encodes 440 amino acids. Lineage: Eukaryota; Fungi; Ascomycota; Eurotiomycetes; Chaetothyriales; Herpotrichiellaceae.
AUGGCUUCCUUGCUCGCUCAGUCCCAGCUGUCGAAGACUCUGAGUCUCAAUGCACCCGGUGUUGUCGAUGACAGUCAAAGAUUAAUCCCUACCACGAUGCCGAAUCCCCCACCGCAGCAGCCUUUCCCAGCAUACUCUCUCGGAUAUGACCCAACCACAGACGUCAGAUACGUUUCGCAGGCAAUCCCACCACAGCCCGUCAAUGGACAGCAUUCACCUCACCCAUUUCACAUGCUCUCAGAGGACAAUUUGCAUCCAGUCCUAUUUCAGAUGGAACCAUACCCCAGUGUGUUGAACGGCGUCGAUGCUCCUCUGCUUGUGAACCAAGCCACCGGCCAAGUCGAACAAGGCAAUGGGGGAAGACGGCUGAGGUACUUCAGCCACUUGCCAAGGUGGAUAGCGCCCAAUGUGUCUGGGAUGCUAAUGGAGUUGUGGCUUCGCCUUGACCCGCGAGUGGACAUGAGCGAUAUCAUGGCUCGUGUUUACCAGCUGGCUGGCACGAGGACGCCGCAAGGCAACACUUUUAAUAUGCGACGCCUGCGGUUCCGAGAAUACAUCUGGGCUCCGCCAUUCACCUCAACCCGCCAGCAUCCCACUGCGUGGGAAGUCGACUUGAUUUCCAAGAGGACUCGUGAACAAUUGUUGCUCAACACGUGCAUGGUGGUGGACCUCCCGAACAACCGCCUUCUCAAGCCUGUCCUCGGCAACGACAAAUCCAUCCGUGGAUAUGUCGACAGCGGUCUGCCAAUUGACCACUUCUUGGGCGGUUAUGUCGCGCCCGUGCCCCUCCCAUCCGACCACCAGAUGUUGGUCCUCGAACUUCGCAAGCGGAUGCAGACUCUGGCGCUGCGGCGCGGGCUCGGCAAUGGUCCAGAGGACUAUCGCCGAGUCCCGAAAGAUCUGCAUCCUGCUUGGUGGCACAAGGGGGUGGCGAGAGACACAAUCAUUUCGGACGUUGACAACAAGAGUCACGACGAAUGGAUUGCGGAGAAGCUGGGGGAAUACCCCGGGUUGACAAGGCCUGGUGCCCAGCGCACCAGGGCGCGGAGGGGCGCUCAUACCAGCGCCCUUCCGCCCCAAACCCGGCCUCAGCUUCCUCUGCCUGCAACGGCUGCGUCGACCUCGGUGUCGAACCAGCAGGCUCCGUCUCCACCCCCGUCACCGACGGACCCGCGUCUGGCGGGCACAGGGGCGGGUGCAUUGGGAGUGGCGUCCGUUACGCCGCUGCAUUUCAGCAACGCCCAAGGUGGCACCUCCUACUAUGUGGAGGAUGUUCACCGGCGUGAAUAUGCGGCGGCGGAGGCAGCCCGCGCUCAACUUUGA